Dendronephthya gigantea is the source of this 2073-nucleotide messenger RNA. RefSeq lists its product as uncharacterized. NCBI's taxonomy places the organism in Eukaryota, Metazoa, Cnidaria, Anthozoa, Malacalcyonacea, Nephtheidae. Bases 262 to 1320 code for a protein of 352 amino acids. The record is from RefSeq and is a predicted model, not a curated record. The transcript has 3 exons.
ACCACGAACGUGCAAUUUGCAUGUCGAAGUAUUUGGCUGCAUUGCUGGAAAUUUUCUCGAUCUCUUCACCCGACUUUCGCUACGAAUUUUGGAUCGCUGACUGCAGUCAACAAGACCACAAUGUGAAGGUUUUAUUCGUACAAAAUUCGCAUUAUUUUGUCGCAAUUGUGUCACAGUAUUCCCAACGUUUGCUACAAAUGUUGCAGUAUUAAACUUCGGGGAUAUAAGAUCAUCUGAUCAUCAUUUGAAAAUCAUUUAAACAUGGAGCUCUCAGGACUGAAUAAAGCUCUACACUCAUUGCACUGCAAGAAAAUCUCUGUGGAGAAUCAAGCCAUUACUCAGCAGGAAAUAGUCUUGAAUGUCAAUAUUAUUCUUGCCAAGAUGCAAGAAUGCGACCAGGAAAAAGCCAUAGUGUUUAAACCGGUGACAGAUAUAUUUUUACAAGGAGUAACCUCACAACAUUAUGAAGUUUCGGCCGUUCUUAAAAGUUUGGAGAGGAUGGUCGAAGUGGUUGAUUCAGUUGAAGAGGGAUUUUCCCAUCUGGAGUUAGCCAAUCAAAGCUUACCAUAUGACUGGGCUGUCCCAUGGUACAACUGCUUGAACAAUGAAGGCUUCCUUGAACAACCUGCGAUACAUCGGUGGAUAAAAAAACUGGGGUAUGAAGCGAUAACCGAGCUCCAUUCUCACCAUAUCCUGGACUGUGUUCGUGUCUGCGAAGAGGACUUGAAGAGCAGCAAAUUUCGAUUUCAAAUGAAAUCCAAAUUAAAUGGAAUUAUUGUUGUGUAUAUUAUACCAGCUGUUGAGAUAGAAAUCCGGCCUCGCUGCCUUAGAACUGAUGUUCCCUUUAAUGUGCAGAAUAUCCUACUGACUGCAAAUGGGUCGUGGGGACCUGGGUCUGAGGACCCUCGUCAAACCCUUUGGCAAGUGUCAUUGUUGAUGAUCGAGAAUGAGGCGUUUGUUCAUAUGGACGCCGCUGGUGGGACUCGUUUGCUUGUUCGAAGGCUCCUUCAUCUACUGUGCGAGAAAUACAUACACUAUCCAGUCACCCAUAAACUUGUAGAUGUUUUACUUCUGUGGAACUUGCGUGCGCAUGCGUCCGAAGGGGACUGGGUGCUGGACAAGUUGGCAGCACGGGUUCUGGAGAUUUUAGAGAACCUGAGGCGAGCAUUGCGUAAUCAUCGUAUCCGUAAUUACUUUAUGCCAGAAUGUAAUAUGCUGGCUCAACACAAUGGACUAAAGUUGGAUAAAACGGCAGAACGGGUGCAGUGUUUGAUGCAAAAGUUGAAAGAUAAUCCUUAUGGGUUACAGCUCUUUGCUUAGUGAUAAUCAUAAUGGUUUUUGUGUAUAUGAAUGAUUUAUUGUGUUAUUAGCAAGUGAUGCCUGUCAAAAAAUUGUUAGAAUCCACAGUUAUACUAUAACUGAAUCUCUAUUUUUUCAAAUUUGAACUUUACAUUAAGUUCAACACAACAAGCCAGUAGAUUAUCCUAGAAUAAGCAAAACUGCAAAGUUUGAUUGGGAGCCCUGAAAAUUCUCAAAUUUGUAAUAUAUUUUAAUUUUAUUUACACCUGAAAAAGGUCAUUUUCAGAUGGUUUCCCGCCUUUCUAAUUUAAGUAUUCCUAAUUCCAUAGCUGGAGUAAUCACUCAUUGUAGUGUAAGAUCAAUCAGUAGCAUGAGAAACUCUUAAACUUGGUUUCCAAGUAUUCGUUUUGUAGUUUGGUAGUUAAGUGGAAAAGUUCAUGUCAAAAAUGGCUAUUUUUGUUGAAUUGAGACGUUGAGCAAUGUUAAAUAAAUUAAGCUAUUAUUGCUUGUUUGCAUGUUGCACAUUGCAUGUUUGUGAUUGUAAAAGGUGUAUGACUGGAUAAUUAUGUACAUCACUAAAUAUCUGAGAUAUAAAAUAGAUCAUUUGAUCAAUAUGCAUAUUUCUGUGUCUCCUCAUACUGAAAGCGCAUAGUGAAAGAGUCAGAGAUUACAGCUGUACAUCUUACCGACUGCGAAACUAAUAAGAGGAAAUACACUAAAAUAACAUGAAGUCUUAGAAUAAAGAAAUAACAUCUUUUCAUAUGCCUGUUAACC